This is a messenger RNA of Planococcus citri (citrus mealybug), 1923 nucleotides long. RefSeq names its product TGF-beta-activated kinase 1 and MAP3K7-binding protein 1-like. Bases 188 to 1579 code for a protein of 463 amino acids. Gene Ontology annotation, molecular function: protein serine/threonine phosphatase activity. The record is from RefSeq and is a predicted model, not a curated record. The transcript is spliced from 9 exons. Gene Ontology annotation, biological process: protein dephosphorylation. Lineage: Eukaryota; Metazoa; Arthropoda; Insecta; Hemiptera; Pseudococcidae.
AAACAAAAACAAAAUUUUUGAAAUUUUUUACUUGCUGAAAAAAAAGUCUGAAAAAUUUGUCCAUCUUCAUGCAAGUCGUCGAUUUUUGAAGAUUUUGUUUCAUUUUGUAUUGUGAUUUAACAUUCCGCUCUUCAUUAGUUAAGUACUUCUGUGUUCUUAUUGAUGGCUGCUUAAAGACUAAAGAAACAUGAAUACACGAGCUAAUUUGCCGCUGUAUAGUAGUUUGUUAUACCAGGAAGCACGUAGUUGGACCGAAGAUUUACCCGUGUGCAAAAAUUCCGGUAUCGGUUUAUCUACAAAUGCCGUAUAUCGUGAAGACGAUCAUCGACAAGAAGAUCAUGAGUUCGAAGAUCAAAGUUUUCACAUUAAAUAUAACGAUAAGAUAAGUUUAUAUGGUAUUUUCGAUGGUCACGAGGGUGUUCAAUUUGCUAAAUAUGCUGUUGACACAAUAACAGCGGAAAUAUUACUCGAAUUAGAUGGGGAAAAAUCCGAUAAAGAAGUGAAACAAGUUUUAAAACAAGCAUUCAACACUGUUGAGAAAAACUAUCUGGAAGCAAUUGGCGAUAAACUGGCUGAAAAAGCUAGUCUACAAAUGGAAAUUCCAGAAGAUGUAACACCUUACGAAGCUUACCAAAAAUAUCCAGCGCAAAUAGAAAAAUUGAAAACCAUUAAUACCGAACUGUCUUGCGGUACAACUGCCGUGGUUUCUUUGAUUUAUAACGAUCGACUAUAUGUUGCGAAUGUCGGUGAUUGUCGAGCUUUAAUAUGUAAAACAGACGCAGAUGGGGUGCUUAAAGUAAUUCCAUUAAGUCAAGAUCAUAAUUUGUCUAAUGAAGAUGAAGUUCUCAGGCUAGUCAAUUUAGGGAUGUCUCUGAAAAAUAUUCGUAAAGGAUUUCGUUUUGGGAAUCACGAGAAUACUCGUUGUUUAGGAAAUUAUCUAGUCAAAGGAGGAUACAAAGAAUUUGAAGAGUUGAGUUGCGCUUCCGCUGAACCAGUCAUAGCCGAACCUGAAAUCACGGAAGGCAAAUUACUCGAUAAAUCUUAUAGAUUCCUUAUGCUUAUGUCUAGUGGACUAUAUCGUUCCUUAGAAGAUGCUACUGGAACCACCAGUGUAAAUAAAGAAAUAGCUCAGAUGGUUGUAGAACAGUUCAGAAUUCAGUCAACGCUGACAGGAGUAGCUCAAGCUGUGGUCGAUAAAGUAGUCAGAAUACAUCAUGAUGCUUACAUGAGUCGUACCGGAACCGAACGUGCUGUGGUCAGUAAAAGGGAAGAUAUAACGCUUCUUAUUCGAAAUUUCAAUUUCCCGCUACCUCAUGCCAUUUCACCUGUAUCUUGUCCUUCGGUGAAUUUUGAAAUGAUGCAACAAAGGGAAGAAAGCAGAGAAAGUACUCAAGAAGAUUCAAAUGAUACUAUUGAUUCCAAAGAAUCAACCGUCGACUCAUCGCAAACCAGCACCGAAAAAUCCGUUCUUGUUUCUGCGAAAACGGUUAAACCUUACGUCGACUUCAGUAAUUAUUACGCUGAAGUUGAAAAAGCUAGAAUAAACGGCGAUUUGCCGGAUGGCAUCGAGUUUUUUUAAUGCAAAUGUUACUGUGCACGCGUCACUUAGUUGAUUCCUAUUUUCUCAGUGUUUUCCUACGUAUAAGUUAACUUCGUUUCAAGUGCAUGACUUGAAUCAUUUUGAUCACGUGAACAUUUUAAUCGCCGAAAUUACGUGCACGAGAAUAUUCUGCCAUCGACCUCGCGUCUUAUGAAUUUCAUUGUACAAAAUGAACAACUCUUUGGACAUUAAAAUCGUCUAAUUACCUACAUUUAUGUAUUAUGAUUACAAGCGAUUUAUUUUAUAAAUAACAAAUUAUACAUUAAAAAAUUAUUACAUUAGAUUUCUGCGUGUAAAAAUAAUAAAACGACUUCUACAAACAA